Acytostelium subglobosum LB1 is the source of this 3132-nucleotide messenger RNA. RefSeq lists its product as hypothetical. NCBI's taxonomy places the organism in Eukaryota, Evosea, Eumycetozoa, Acytosteliales, Acytosteliaceae. The record is from RefSeq and is a predicted model, not a curated record. Bases 1 to 3132 code for a protein of 1043 amino acids. The transcript is spliced from 7 exons.
AUGACAAACAACAGACGGUUUGUCAAUCACAUCAUUCGAAAUGUCGUCCAGCAAAACAGCAUUCCAGACGGCACGAUGCCCUCUCCAGAGGCCCAGUUCACAUUGACCAAGUACUUUGAUGAUGCCAACACUGUUGAUCUUGUGUUCAUCAAUAUGAUGGACAGAGUCAACAGCGAGAAGACACACUUUGAACCAGUACUGUCAAGGAUACUCAAGUUGAUCAAGAACAAUAUAUCAUUGCAUCCACCAUCACUGCAGAUACUUCUGGAUUUGGACGCGUUUUGCAUUUGCAGCGCGCCACUGGUCAGCGCCACACUGCAAAAGACAAUAACCUACAUCCGCGCACUCAUUGCCAAUCAGGUGCGCCAGCAUCCCAGCUAUAUCAUACAUCAGCAGCACCAGCUUGGCGUUGGAAACAGCGGGCUGAUGCCCAAUGGCAGCGGUCAUGGAUCGUCCAUGUCGAUGCGCCGCUCCAGCAUUGGCCUAGUGCGCACGCGAAGCCAGUCGGCGUCCACCUCGUCCACCACAUCCAGGGACGACCAAAGCCCUCUUCAGCCACGCACUUCACUCGACCUGAGCAACAUGCUAUCGAUAUCAAAUCAGCAACCGCAACACAACCCAGCAAUGUCAGUGUCGUCGUCCACAUCGACGUCAUCGUCGCCAUCGCCGCAGUCGGUUGCCGACUCGCCCAUUCGCAUCACACUCAACAACUCGCAGUCGUCCACCGUGUCGACGCCACUCUCUCCCAACCUAAUGUCAGCGAUCACCAACUCGCCGGGACAGGGCGAUCCGACCGCCGCAGCCAUUGGCAUUUCGGCGUCGGUGUCGGGCAACUCGAUCGCCCACAUCACUCUGAAGGACAGCGGCGCGACUGCUCUCAACAAUGCCACAAUCACUCAUCCCUUCUCGUCGAGCAAUGGAAUGGCAUCGUCUGGCAGCAACCUCAUCAACUCACCCACCCUCUCACGACGCGCUGCCUGUCAAGACGAUGGCUACAUCUGCGACUUUAUCGGCUUCAAGACCAACAUCAAGUCAUCAUCGUCCAUUGCUCACAAGCAUAAGAUACAGAGCUUGUUGACACACUCACCAUUUGGCGUGCUACAACAGUGCAGCGACAUUAAGGCAAAGGACAUCUUUGUGUGCCCAGACGAUUCGAACAACAUGGCACCAAUCAACAUUGUACAACAAGCAAAGAAGAGGUCUGAACGCAAAGAUGCCACGCUGACCAUGCGACGCAGGAAGGCGCCAGCACUGUUUCAAUACAAGUAUUACAAAGAUCAGGAGCAACUCAAGAUCAGCGAGGCAGAGAAGUUGCAAGUCAUCAAGGUGAUCAACAACCCUUCCACUGCCCAGGACAGGGCCAUAGCGUCGAGGAUAUUUAUAAAGAUACUGUUGGAUAUAUAUUGCAAGAAUGGAGUGGAGGGCGAGAAGACCAUAUUGGCCUACUUCAAACAGAUCAUCGAGAGCCCAAGCAAGGAUACAAGGAUACAGUUGUUCAAUAUUAUAUUCAAUCUGGCCAUCCACGUCAAUAUCUACUCGGAGCUGAAGCUGGACGAUGGCUCGCAUGGCACCAUUGGGGAUCUGCAGAGCUCUGUGUUCUCGCUGCUGCGCGACAUCCUUAACCACUGCGUGGAGCACGAGCGCGACAACAAAGUCUGGCAGGAGGCCCUGAAUUGCAUGAUCUUCUUUGUCGUGCACCAGGGCGCCAUCAUCCGCAAUCGCAUGUUCCAGCUCAACUCGGGCAUCAUCUCGUGCAUGCUGACCUACGUGCAGGACAUCAGCGAUCAGACCAAGCGCAUGCUGGUUCGCAUGCUCUGCAACUUCCUGUACCGCGACGUCAAUCACAGCAACCAACAGAACAGCGCGUCCAUGGCGCUCAACGAGGAGGAGCUGAACGCCGUCGGCGGCAUCGACUUUGUCCUGCGCCUGUACACCUCGGUGCGCUCCAACGAAGCCAAGAACAACCUGUUUGUCGUGGUCUUUGACUAUGUGCUGCAGAGCGCGCUCAAGUGCCAGAUCAUCGCCGACACGCAGUUGGUCCAAGAGGCGCCGCUGCUGCUCGAGCUGUUCAAGCGAGCGGAUGCGCCACACUACUUUGUUCAGCUGUUCAAGUGCAUACCCGAGAAGGACUUUGUGUCGGACUUCUUCCAGUUCGCAUCGUCCGACGCUUCCAAGAACAACGAGGCUUCGUUCUCCUACGAGGACCUGAUCAUCAAGUUCUCGAUGAAGAUACACGAGCAUGCCGUGCGCUUCCAAAAGAUGGAUCCCUACUACGAGAAGUUUGCGCAAGAAGUCCAAGACCAUCCCGACAAGUCAGCUGCUCUCUUGCAGGAGUGGUUGUUCAAUGAGCAGGAUGAGACCAUACGUAUGAAUGGCGCGAACUGGCUACUUGUACUUCUAAAGAAGACUAUCAUCGACAAGGAACCCAUCAACUAUGCAUUUAACAUAUUUGUACAGCUUGCAUCGCAUGCCAAUCCACAGAUUAGAAGGCUAUACAUCAGCCUUACCGAGAGACUAUUGCUGCUUUCAAAGUAUAGAUUGAAGACUGGCGAAAGCAAGAGAGACGAGAUAUUCGAGUUGUUCAACGAGUGCAUGCAGAGAUUGAUAGCGGCGGGCGAGAAGGAUGAGUCCAACUUGCUGUUGAUCAUAGAUAUAAUGUUCGAUUUAAUAUAUACUAGGAAUGGAGCAAAGACAUUGUUCAUCAAGGACACGCAGCCAGACACAAACUACUCGCUGUUCCUCAACAACCAGUUCGUCAUAUCGAUUAGCCUUCUAAAGCUGAUCAACAUUGGCACGCUACAUUACAGCUUUGCCAACAUCCCCACACUGGAGCGAUACUACGAGCCGAGACUUAUGCUUUUGCAUCUCCUACUGCUUCGUUGCAGUGAUGCCGAGGACCUUGCCAAGAUUGGCGGUAUUGGAUUCUUCAAGAAUCUAAUGCACGACUCUUGUACACAGAUUGCAUACCAUUCAAGUUACUUCUUGUUGACACAAUUGGAAGCAGAGAGUCCUGAGCAAUACCGAAGCAUCCUCACAAGACUACUGUCAAAGGCCAGAGAGAACAAUGACGAGAACUUAAUAUCCAAUCCAUUCUUCCAGGUGCAGGGCAUAAUCGAUAUGACUCACAAGUGA